Molecule: messenger RNA, 1299 nt
Organism: Volvox carteri f. nagariensis
Lineage: Eukaryota; Viridiplantae; Chlorophyta; Chlorophyceae; Chlamydomonadales; Volvocaceae
Exons: 6
Coding region: 1-1299 (432 amino acids)
Source: RefSeq, a predicted model, not a curated record
AUGGCGGAGAGCCCCACGCCUGAAACAGGAACUCCGGAGUCUCAGAGUCCAGCAAGGACCCCGCCUGCGCUCAUAACAACAGAGGAACUCUUGCAGAGCAUGGUCGCAAAGAGCCCUGAGGCCGGAAUUUCGCCCUAUGCGCCAUCACCCAGCGGAAGCGUUUCUCAGCGCGCCCCAGUGGAGCGGUACGAGUUCUUGCGGGCAGCUGACGCUGGCCACAGGCUGCAGGGCUUACGUUUGCCCCCGGAGGAGGAGUUGCGAGCAGCUGCACUGGGGGGUCGACCAGCCGUUGGCCCGCCGCCUAGAUUGCCGCAUCAGCUGAGUCCGGCAUUGCAGUCUGUACUAAUUGGCUGGCGCUCAGUCUACGAGUCUUGCCGUACGACACACGAUCUGCAGGCGUUAGUGGGGGACUGCUACGCACACGAUGCGGUGUUUGAGGACGCACUGGUGUCAGCCCGGGGCCAGGAGGCUGUGUACCGCCAAUUCGCCAUGUUGGGAGCUGCCGUACGUUCCGUACAGGUGGCCGCCUACUCGCUGUCCGUGGCGCCGCUGUCGCGGCCCGUGGUCUUCUUGGAGGGGCAGCCACAAGCGGCCAAGGGCCCUGCAGCCCCGCCGCUGCGCGAGGCUGCGCGGCGGCCUGGGUCGCAGCAGCAGCAGCAGCCAGUGGGGCUUCAAGCGGUGAGGAGCCUGACCCAGCAGCAGGUACAGCUACAGCGGCAGCAGCAACAGCUGGGUCUGCAGCUGCAGCCGGAGCAGGGCGGAGCCGGCGCGCCGGGCCACCGGCAGCUGCCCCAGCCACAAGCGCAGCCAUUGCAUCUGACCCGGGUCACGGUGGAAAACGUGCAAUGCUUUGAGCUCGGUCUGCCGCCCUGGCUGACCUGGCUCGUCGGGGGCAAGGCGCCGGGACUGCAGGUUCAUCUGUACGUCACCAGCAUCCUGUUGGUGGCGUCGGACGCGCCGCUGGCGGUCGGCAGCGGCGGCGGGCUGGAGGCUGGCGGUUGGCCUGCAGACGUGACGGCGAGUCGUCUGGCUGGAGCUGCAGCGGCUUUGGGCCGUGACGAUGGCACGGGUGGCCCCAGCGGCGGCGGCGGCCUGGUUGGGCCUAGGCUGGGCGGUGCUGGGGGCGGCGGCGCCUCGUUUCCCAGCUGGCGCAUCGUACACCAGAUGUGUCAGUCGGGCGCAAACUCCACCGCUGCGCGGUAUGAGCUCACAGGGUUGUGCCGGCAUGCACGCAUGCGGCCCUUCACAGUCCAUAACAUGGUCUCUUCCCUGCCCCGCAUUGCUGGGCAAUGUCCUUAG